Molecule: messenger RNA, 2909 nt
Organism: Phacochoerus africanus (Common warthog)
Lineage: Eukaryota; Metazoa; Chordata; Mammalia; Artiodactyla; Suidae
Gene: XRRA1
Product: X-ray radiation resistance associated 1
Exons: 19
Coding region: 290-2689 (799 amino acids)
Cellular component (GO): nucleus
Molecular function (GO): protein binding
Source: RefSeq, a predicted model, not a curated record
CGGGGCUUGCUGGGACUUGUAGUAAUCAGAAGCUCCAGCCAUCGGUUGCCGCCUACUCGGCCAGCCGUCGCGUCGCGGUUACUAAGGAUUGGAGAAGGUAGUGGUAAGCGCCACCGUGGAGCUACUCCGAGAUCCCCGGGAGGCUCGCCGAGCUGCCCGCCUGACCGGGACGUCGCCCCCGCGGAUACCUCGGAGGCGGAAGCGACGCCGGAGGCAGGCAAAGAAACAGGUGAAGAAACCAAAAAAAAAGGAAGUCAAGAGGUCUUUCCCAAGGUCAAAGAUCAAGGACAUGGCCUCCUCAGGAGUCUACAAACUGGACGAUGGGAAGCCUUACCUGAGCAACUGCUUUCCAGCCAAAAGUCUGCUUCGGAUGCCAGAGGAAGCAGGCCGAGGACAUUGGUUAGUGGCUCGGAAAUGUGGCCCCAAGAAGAAGCCCAAGGCUGUGGUUGCAGCACCAGCUGAAGGUCAGGAAAGCCGGAAGGUUUCUUUUGAGGUCGGAGGGAAGAAGGGGUCUUGGCAGGAAAACCAAGUGGACGUUCCUGGACACGUGCUGGACCAGGCUUUUCUGCUGAAGCACCACUGUGUGAAGAAUCCGUCAGACCUGUGCAGCAUUAAUGUGAGCGGCCUGAAGUUCUCCCAGGCUAAAGACAAGGACUUCAAACAUUUUAAUUCUGUGAUUUACAUCAAUGCCUCAGAAAACCUGCUGCCUCUAGAGGCAUUUCACACCUUUCCAGCCUUGAAGGAACUGGAGCUGGCAUUUAACUGCAUCAAAACAGUCUACGUGAAAUAUGGAGACUUUAAGUCCUUGGAAUUCCUGGACCUUUCCUUCAACAGCCUGACUGUGGAGGCCAUCUGUGACUUGGGGAUCCUGCCACACCUCCGUGUCUUGCUCCUCACAGGCAAUGGGCUCACCUCCCUGCCACCCAACUUGGCUGUCACAGAGCAGGAGGCAUCUGUGACAUCGCUGACCAGCAAGAGGUACAUCCUGAGGUUCCCGGCACUGGAGACCCUGAUGCUGGAUGACAACAAGCUCUCCCACCCCAACUGCUUUGCCAGCCUGGCUGGGCUCAGGAGACUGAAGAAGUUAAGCCUGGAUCAAAACAGGAUUUUCCGGAUCCCGUACCUACAGCAGGUUCAGCUCCGAGAUGGGUCUGGAGACUGGGUUGGAGGCAGGAGAAGUCCCCGGAAAGGGCCCCAAUCCAGGCUGCAGCCCAAGUUGUGGAUGUUUGAGGCCUCAGAUGACCAACCGGAUUAUACCGUGCUGCCCAUGAAAAAGGAUGUUGACCGGACAGAGGUCGUGUUUUCAUCUUACCCUGGAUUUUCAACCUCAGAGACGACCAAGGUCUGUGCUCUUCCUCCGGUAUUCGAGAUUCUUCCCGUCAACUCGCUGAAGGCGAGGAACCAGACGCUGGCCCCGCCCUUCCCGGAGCUGAGGUGCCUUAGCCUGGCCUACAACAAGAUCGCAAAGGAAGAUGCCGUCCUGCCAGUAGCUCUGUUCCCCUCUCUCUGCGAACUCAUCUUUCACAACAACCCUCUGGUGGCCCAUACACGAGGGGUGCCUCCACUGCUCAAAAGCUUCCUCCAGGAGCGGCUGGGAAUCCACUUAAUUCGAAGGAAGAUAGUAAAGGCUAAGCAUCAUAUUUUGAUGCCUCGGAGGGACUCAAGAAAGGUGAAAACUCAAGUCCAAAAGGUACCAAAGCAGCCUCUGCUUCUCCAUCGUCCACCUGUGACCACAAUCCAGUCUUCCUCAAAGGAGGGGCUGGAGUCCGAGGCAGAGCUCAUGAAAGAGCUGCCCACCAGUAACUCCGGUUCCGUGAAGCGAGAGAUGCCCAUCGAGGGCCCGGAGGGCCUUUCCCUGUCCCACCGGACCUUCGUGCCACUGCUUCCCAUCUGCUCCGACUCCACUGUGCAGAGUGAAGAGACAGCCCACCAAAGCGAUGCCCCCGGCCGCCUGAGCCCAGACCGCCUGUCAGACGAGGACACCAAAAGCACAGAGUCCGUCUUCUUGACCCAGGUCAGUGGGCUGUCUUCCUGCAUCUUCCAGAGGGAUGAUUCAGAGACAAAGGAGAAAGGCCGAAGUCCACCCCCCACAGCACCCGGAGAGGCAAGGAAGACUCGGAAGAAGCUCCAGUCUGCCUCGCUCCCUCAAAAGUACCACGGCUAUGAGGAGCUGCUGACAGCCAAGCCUGACCCAGACUUCAUUGAGCCAAAAGGAAUCCAGAAGAACACCCAGGCCUUGAAGCGCAUGUUCAAACACCCGCUCCCGUACCGUCCCGGCAGGCCCAGGCUGGACGCGCCUCAGAAACGCUAUGUUCCCAAGGAGAAGCGGACCCAGAGGAUCCCCAUCCCCCCUCCACGGAAGACGCGAGCCCAGCUGCUGGAUGACAUCCUCAUUCGGAUGCGGGACCCCCGGCAUCUCACAGAGGCGCCACUAGGAGCUGUUCUGCAGCAACGGACGGAGCAGCGGCUGGUGAACCAGAAGCAGUACCUGGAGGCCAAGCGGCUGCUGAAGGAGUUCCGCGCUCGCUACCGGCGGCUGGUGCGCACCUCGCUGCGCACAGUGCUCGGGGCCACAGCGCCACCCCAGGCCCGCCCCGCGCUAAGCGAGGCGCAGCCGAAGUUCAGCCGCUUCCUCGAGUUGAUGGAUGAGUUCUACCAGGAGCCCACGGCCAGUGACUCAAAAGGCUAGUUCUGCACACAGGGCCAUGGGCGCCACCCGGCCUGCACCCCAUACCCUCCCUGGGGCCCCACCCCGCUGACUGCUCCUUGGGACCAGUGUGGGGCUCAGAGCUCGGCAUGGGCCUCGCUCGCUGGCUGCAGAGGGUGGGGAGCCAUCAGGACCUCCCUUCCUGGAGCUGGGCAGGGACUGACGCCUGGCCCAGCAGCAAUAAAGACUCUGGGUGCAUAGA